Messenger RNA from Sitodiplosis mosellana (orange wheat blossom midge), 2264 nucleotides. RefSeq names its product zinc finger protein 436-like. Gene Ontology annotation, biological process: regulation of transcription by RNA polymerase II. Gene Ontology annotation, cellular component: nucleus. The transcript has a single exon. Gene Ontology annotation, molecular function: DNA-binding transcription factor activity, RNA polymerase II-specific; RNA polymerase II transcription regulatory region sequence-specific DNA binding. NCBI's taxonomy places the organism in Eukaryota, Metazoa, Arthropoda, Insecta, Diptera, Cecidomyiidae. The record is from RefSeq and is a predicted model, not a curated record. Bases 218 to 1912 code for a protein of 564 amino acids.
CAAUAGUUUUACGUUUUACUCAAUAUAAACAUAAAUUUAGUUGUUUUCCAUUGUUUACGGUCGGAAUAAACGACCGAUACCAAAGUAGCCCAGAAUGAUUGGGUAUUUUGGCAUAACUGAAUUUUACGCUUGAUAUUAAAUUAAAGUUCAAUUUUUAUUGAAAAUAGACUCGUAUAUAUAUAAUAUAAAAAUCAAUGGUGACAAACGGGCCAUCAUCAUGGAAAGGCCACUAUUCAAAAACAUCAAAACUGAACCAUGUAGUCUUCCUUGUGAACAGUUGCUGGUUGCUGACAUAGAAAUAAAACAAGAAUCAGAGAUAGAAAUAGGCGAAAUAGAUGAAACAACCUUUUUGCAAGGAUACCCAGAAUCAUCGAAAACGGCCACCAAUUCAAAUAAUCUCAAAUCGAUCGAAGACGUUACGAUUUACGAUCAAAUCAUCAAAGAAGAACCAGUAUUCUAUGAUGAAGUUAAUAGUCAAGUGUUGUCAUGUCCAGAAACUGAAGAAGAAACAUCGAAAUCAGCUGAAUAUUCUGUGCCCACCAUAAAAUUAGAACUCAAUGAUAAAAAAAAACAAAUAGAAGAUAAAAUCUUUGAAUGUUUCAUUUGCAGAUGUGAAACAAUCAACAUUGGCCUAUUAAAAUGGCAUUUACAAGAACGUCAUUUGCUGGGACCAUUGGUAGGAAACCAGCAAUCAGCGCAGAGAAGUUUACAACAAUCGAAAAAACAAGAGUUGCCGAGAACGAGUGUUGAGCCAAACAGAUUGAAAAAUCGGUAUUCAAAAGCUUUCCAAGCACAAAAGUCUAACCAACAAAAGGACCUCGAUGGACAGCAACACAACGUACAAAAUCAAAGUAAUAAACGUGGGCUCGAGUGUAGCUAUCAUUCGACAAAAAGCCAAUUGAAACCACCCCAAGUGAAAAAGCUAAAUCGAACGAAUGUUAAACAGAAUGGAUCAAAAGAGAAGCAUUCGAACAGUUCCCAAACAAAAAAGUCUCAUAAACAACAUGAUUCCGAUGCACAGCAAAUGAACAGUUUGCAAGGCCAAAUUACUGAUAGCGUGCUAAAAUGUAGCUACUGCCAUAGGAAAUUUAAUACGAUCCAACGUGUAAAAAACCAUGAGCGAAUCCACACAAGCGACCAGCCAUAUAAAUGUUCCAGUUGUUCCAAGGGCUACAACACCAAAGCCCAUUUUGACAUACACAUGCGACGUCAUACGGGUGAAAAACCAUUCAGCUGUGAAACUUGUGGCAUAAAAUUUCAUUCAUCAUUCCAGCUAUAUCGACACAAAAAAGCGCAUGCCAAAAAAAUAGUUCUUGCCGAGCCGCAUUCACAGAGAACGAAAAUCGUCGAAAAUGUUGAACCAAAUGAUUUUGCUAAUUUUCGCAUUUUCGAAUGUUACUUAUGUCGAUUCCGUGGCGGUAUAAGUACGCUACAAGUACACAUGAGGGAAAAUCAUACUGGAAAGAAGCUAUACCGCUGUAAGAUUUGUUCGAAAAAGUUUGCACAUAAAGCAUCCAUUUACAAACACAUGAAUACGCAUUCGAAGAGCAAUCAAUGCGAGUGUAAAGUUUGCGGAAAAACACUGGCCAGCGAAAAUGGCCUAGUGCUGCACUUGCAAACACACAAAGGCGAAUAUAAGCAUGAGUGUAAAUAUUGCCACAAGAAAUAUACAACGAACAAAAUUUUAAGAAGCCACAUUCGAACACACAUCGGCAUUAAACCGUACGAAUGCGAAUAUUGUAAGAGAGGAUUUCUUCGGCAGGCGGAUAUGGUUCGACACACACUCAUACACACCGGCGAAAGGCCUUACAAAUGUGAUAUAUGCGAUGUCACUUUUUCGCGCAAUCAUUUACUUACUGACCACAAAAAGAAUGUUCAUUCUUUGCGGAAAUUUAAAUUGAAUACGUUUUAAUUUAAGUCAUUGUCAAAUGAAAUAUUCAAUAAAACAGAAGUUGUUUUGAAAUUGGUAGAAAUAAGAAUAAAUGAUCAGAAUAAAAUCCAAGAGAAUAAGAAAAAAAAGUAAAUCUUCCGAAAAUGACAAUUUCUCCGAGUUCUAGAGCUUAGUGCGAAUUCGUACUAUAUUCAUUUUAUAAUUGACUGUAUUCAUAAACAAAAAGCAGUUGAAAAAAGAGAACAACAAUGUAAAAAACCUAAAAAGAGGAAGAAUGACAAUAAAAAAAAAGAACACAACAGUUCUAUCAAUCAUGGUUGUUUUUUUUAAUAUUUUAUUUUGGAAAUAAAUAGAACAUUUUCGUACGCAAUAC